Molecule: messenger RNA, 4680 nt
Organism: Balaenoptera musculus (blue whale)
Lineage: Eukaryota; Metazoa; Chordata; Mammalia; Artiodactyla; Balaenopteridae
Gene: GABPB1
Product: GA binding protein transcription factor subunit beta 1
Exons: 9
Coding region: 812-1996 (394 amino acids)
Biological process (GO): positive regulation of transcription by RNA polymerase II
Cellular component (GO): nucleus
Molecular function (GO): protein binding; transcription cis-regulatory region binding
Source: RefSeq, a predicted model, not a curated record
GCAGUGGAGAAAUAACAUCCGUAGUUCCUCCCCUUGUACCUCAACAGCGACUCCUGUCCCAGUCAGCCUAGUGGAAUCUAGGGCCGCUUCAAGUUAAAUCCUAGCUUUCUCACUGCCCUUCCGUCUCCCAGGACUCUGCUAGAUGGCUCAGCUUAAUCUGGAAGGGGUCAGGAUUCCCCGUCUCUCAGCUUUCACGCCGAAGACAUAACGUUAGCACACGCACUUCAGCCUCCCACGCCUAGCCCCGCAGAAAGUGGCGGGAAGGCUAGGUGGCCGGCCUGCGGCCCCGCCGCGCACAUGGCCGGCCGCAGCUCCUACCCCCGUGCCGCGCAGGCGCCGGGCGAGCCGGGACUUGCGGUCGCCGACAGCGGAUCAUUCCGCCGCUUUCUUUGUGUGGCUCAAGUUCUAGAAAUGGCAUAUUUUCCUCCCCUUUGUUAAAAAGAAAAAUCAGGCCGUCUCGCCCCCUUCCUCCCGCCGCAGUGGGAUCGGGGAGUGGGUGGGAGAGGGAUCUGCUGACCAGGGCAGGGGCGGAAAGGCUCAGACGAGGAGCUGACGAGGGCCGGGUCCGGGAGGGAUGCUGGGAGCUUUGACUCACUCGCACACCAUGUGUCCCUCCGCGCGCAGCACGGGGGACUUUUCGGUGGGGAUUUUGGGCGCCGACCAGACGCGGCAUUUUCGGAAAAUAGCGCCCUGUGCAGCUGAAGCGCUUUGUGUUUAGCUGGGCCGCGUCAGCCCGGCCGGGUACGAGGCGCCUCGGGUCCCCGAACCACCUCCUGCUGCUCCCCGGUCGCCGCUCCCGAAGCUUUUCCAGAUGUCCCUGGUAGAUUUGGGAAAGAAGCUUUUAGAAGCGGCUCGAGCAGGUCAAGAUGAUGAAGUUCGUAUUUUGAUGGCUAAUGGAGCUCCUUUUACUACAGACUGGCUGGGAACUUCUCCACUUCAUCUGGCAGCACAGUACGGACAUUAUUCCACCACAGAAGUACUACUCCGAGCUGGUGUAAGUAGGGAUGCCAGAACCAAAGUGGACCGAACGCCGCUGCACAUGGCAGCUUCUGAGGGCCAUGCCAGCAUAGUGGAGGUUUUGCUUAAGCAUGGCGCUGAUGUCAAUGCAAAGGACAUGUUGAAGAUGACAGCUCUACAUUGGGCCACAGAACACAAUCAUCAAGAGGUGGUGGAACUCUUAAUCAAAUAUGGUGCUGAUGUACACACGCAAAGUAAAUUUUGUAAAACUGCAUUUGAUAUUUCAAUAGACAAUGGGAAUGAAGAUUUAGCAGAGAUACUACAGAUUGCUAUGCAGAACCAAAUCAACACAAACCCAGAGAGUCCCGACACUGUGACGAUACACGCUGCAACACCACAGUUUAUCAUUGGACCUGGAGGGGUGGUGAACCUAACAGGUCUGGUAUCUUCAGAAAAUUCAUCCAAGGCAACAGAUGAAACGGGUGUAUCUGCUGUUCAGUUUGGAAACUCCUCUACAUCAGUAUUAGCUACAUUAGCUGCCUUAGCUGAAGCAUCUGCUCCACUGUCCAAUUCUUCAGAAACUCCAGUGGCUACGGAGGAGGUAGUUACAGCAGAAUCUGUGGAUGGUGCAAUUCAGCAAGUAGUUAGUUCAGGGGGUCAACAGGUCAUCACAAUAGUUACAGAUGGAAUUCAGCUUGGAAAUUUGCACUCCAUUCCAACCAGCGGAAUAGGUCAGCCCAUCAUUGUGACCAUGCCAGAUGGACAACAAGUAUUAACAGUACCAGCAACAGACAUUGCUGAAGAAACUGUUAUAAGUGAAGAACCACCAGCCAAGAGACAAUGUAUUGAAAUAAUUGAAAACCGGGUGGAGUCUGCAGAAAUAGAAGAGAGAGAAGCUCUUCAGAAACAGCUGGAUGAAGCUAAUCGAGAAGCACAAAAAUAUCGACAGCAACUUCUAAAGAAAGAACAGGAAGCAGAGGCCUACAGACAGAAAUUAGAAGCUAUGACUCGUCUUCAGACUAAUAAAGAAGCUGUUUAAUUGAAAUGAACAUAUAGUUUGAGUUUACUUUUGGUCAAGAAAGAAUACAGUCUUGAACUGUACACAGUAAGUUGCAGUCAUGGGAAGACAGGAUAAUAAAAGAGACUGCAGCUUGAUAAUUGGACUUAAGCCAUGAGCUCUGAAUUCUUGUAACAUAAAACUUUACUUUAGAAGUUGUGAAAUGUAUUUAAAACUGAAUUCUGUAAAUAGUUUUUUUUGUUUUUUACAGUUCCAAAUGAGUUGAUAAAGAUUGUUGAAGAGAUCCCAAAACACAAUAAGCCACUGUUUUUUGUGAAUUCUUUUUGAUUUUAGUACAAACCUUAAUUUCUCAGAAACAGAACAGUUUUAAGGGUGAUCGUUGUUAAUUAGACCAAAUGUUGUGUAAUAAUUAUGUGGUGGACUGAUGCUGGAAUUAACUCUUGUAGGUAUAAACUUCUAUAUGAAGAGAAGAUUUCUCCCAGGAAAUCUUGUACAGCUUUAAGUUGUCUCAGAUUCUCUGAAAACAAUUUUUAGAAAGCAAAUUUUUAUAUUUGUUCAAUUUCAGCUAUACCCAAGUAGAUUUACAUGUAUAUGAAGCAAAUAUUUUUAAAACUUUCUGUUUGUACAUAUUCUGCAUGUUUUAUAAUUUCAAAAUGCAUCACUUGCAUAGGUAUUUUCCCCACAAAGAUGAUGUAAGUUACUAGGAAAGAAACAAACCCUUUUAUUCUAUAGGUCAUUGAAACUAAGUAAGCUAGCAGCUGGUUUUAUUGGAACGACAAUGUUCUUGGAAGGAGCAGCUUACAAGAUACCUUGAAUUUGCAAACUGCAAAAUCUAUGCUUUUUUGAAAAUUUCAUAGUGGGGACGUGAAACUAUUCUGUGCCUUCCAUCAUGAUUUCCACAUGAAAGCACUUUAAGGCACUGGAUUUUAAGGUAAUGUUUUUGGAAAACUCAAAGCAUAUGGGUUUCUGAAAUAUUUCAUGGACUCAUUUCCCCCCCCGCCAGGAAAUUAUUCUUAUGGAAAAAAAUUGCUUUUGUAUGUAGAACAGGAACUUUUUGUACUAUGGUGAUGCUACAGAUAUGUCUAACAUAGCUUUUACUUUCCCUGUGAAAGCUGUAUGUCUGUGCUGUGACUGGCUCUCAUCACAAUAUUGUUCAAUUCCACAAUGUAUGGACAUUAAACUCUGACAUAGUGUUCCUUCUUUUUUGUAAACAUAACUUCAAGUCCUUUUUCUUGUUUUAUUUUUUAAUGUUUUAUUGCUUUAUGAAAAUGUUUAACCCUAAGACCCUUCUAGAUUACCUAUACUGUAUAAAGAAGCAAUUACCCUUAAAACUGUACUCUGCCCUACUUUUCUAUUUUACAAUUAAAUAUCUUUUCCACAUAUGUUCAGUGUAGACUUAUAUUUUGACCACAUUUUAUUCACAUGUUAAAAAGUUUGUUCUGUGUAUUACGGCCAUAUUCCACCGUAUGAAAAUAUUAUAAGUUCUUCACACUGUGUCUUUAAAGUAUCUAAAACUGGGUUUUACAAAUGCCAAGUCGUAUUUUCAGUUGCGUGAAGCUGCUCUUCUAUGUCUGUUUUUUAGUACGUUAGUGCGUUUAUGGGUUUGUUAUGUUAGGAAGGGCACCCUAACGUAUGCAGUGUCAGAGUGGAGCAGGGGCAACGUGUUCACCCCACUGUAUAGUUUUGCUUCCAAGACAAGAUUGGCCCUGAAGAUCCUUGAGAAAGUGUUGGAAACUAGCUUCUGAAAGUGAAUUUAAUGCCUUCUUUGAUUUCUAGUCUUUUGUUCUGCUAGAAACUUUACCUGGUGCAAGAAAGAAUUUUGAUCUAUAAUAACAUUUGCCAUAGAUGGGAGAAAGUAAUUGAUACUUAAGAGGAAUAAGUGUAUGAUAGUAUCAGGUAGAUAUUGAAAUGUCUUUGGGGGAAGUCUACGUUUUUCAGAGUCUGUUAUGUUGGACUUGUUUAAUUCCUUAAUCAUCUACACCUGACUCACUGUACUAUGAAAUCAGAACUUAAACAAGAAUUUAUAACUAAAAAAAGCAUUUGCUUUUUCUUUUCUCUUUCUCUUUUUAGCUUCUGUUUUGAGGUGGACUGGGAAAGCUUUGCAUUCUACUUAUUCUCAAUGAUGUUAUGGGCAGAAGAUUAAAAGAACUGACAGAAUAAAAUAAUAAUAAAAGUUUUCAGAACUCCACACUUAAUGUGUUUCCAGUACAUAAUGAUGGAUUCAUAGUUAAAGGUCAUCAGGUUGCCACAUUGAUGGCUAAUUAUUUCCACUUAUGUGUGAACAAACACCUUCUUUAUUUUAUUUUUUUUAGAAAACAGUCCACACUUUCCUUUAUUUCAGUAUUUGUGUGGUAAAGAAAGAUGCAUGGGGAUAUUAAUUUUUGUAUUGGGUUAAGGAUGUUUCUGUUUGUAUAUUCAUGAAGGGAAUGAGAUAUUGAUUUUAAAUGAACAAACACCUUCUUGAGCAGCCCUUCUCAACCAGGGUUCUGCAAGAGAAUCAAGCUCUAAUGCCCUAAAUGUUAGGGCUUAAUGAAUUAAUUCCUUGUAAUGAAUUAGUUUCUGUUCCGUGCAUCUGGAAUAGUACUGGUUAUGUACUGUCUACACACUGAGUUCAUUAGAUGUCUUGAUUGCCUAAUUACUUGUUUAAGAUUUUAAAACUUCACUGUGUACAGUCGCUAGAACUCUGGGGUUACAAAUUCUAGGUU